AUGGCGACCUCCACCCCCUUCUUCGAAUACAACAUCUCCUUCACCACACCCGCCAACCCACCAUCAUGUGAGACCAAGCUCACGGCAAAGGAUCUCUGGACCGGCAUCGCGCGAGUGGCAGAUACACCCCAGGAAUAUGCGCCCUACGUAUCCAAGUGCGAGGUGCUCUCGCGCAACGGCCACGCUCUAGAGCGCAAGCUGACCAUGGCGAACGGGGCGGUCCACAAAAGCGACGGGGAGACUAUGUAUCAGGAUGUGUGGAUUGCGGAUCGUUUACUGGUGGAAGCCAGAACCAAGGAUACUGGCGCGAAGACUACCUUCCUGCUGUCGUACCACGACUCGGCAACCGUCAGCCCUGAGUCGACGGAUAUCAGCUUUACUGUGAUCUACGAGUUAAAGUUGACCGGGAUCCAGCCUGGCAGUCCGGAGGCUGAGCGUAUCCAGGCAGAAUACCCCGAGCUGGCGCGCAAAGCCUGCACGUCGACGGUAGAACAGAUUCGCGAACGGAAGAAGAAUGGGCAGUUGGACGCGUGGGCUCAGGCUGGUGAAUUUCCUGGCUGGUGA
This is a messenger RNA of Aspergillus lentulus, 564 nucleotides long. Its product is annotated as SRPBCC family protein. The record is from RefSeq and is a predicted model, not a curated record. NCBI's taxonomy places the organism in Eukaryota, Fungi, Ascomycota, Eurotiomycetes, Eurotiales, Aspergillaceae.